This is a messenger RNA of Eutrema salsugineum, 724 nucleotides long. Its product is annotated as 17.4 kDa class I heat shock protein. NCBI's taxonomy places the organism in Eukaryota, Viridiplantae, Streptophyta, Magnoliopsida, Brassicales, Brassicaceae. The record is from RefSeq and is a predicted model, not a curated record. Gene Ontology annotation, biological process: response to salt stress; protein folding; protein complex oligomerization. Bases 131 to 592 code for a protein of 153 amino acids. The transcript has a single exon.
GUCCUUGCUCUUAUCCUCUCGCUAGUCAGUCCCUAUAUAUACGCAAAGUCACUAAGGCCUAAGAAUCAACAAAGCAACAAAAGAGCAAAGCCAAGCAAAAGAGAAUUAAAACGCCAAAAAGAGUGUAACGAUGUCUAUAAUUCCGAGCUUUUUUGGAGGCCGAAGAACAAACGUGUUCGACCCGUUCUCGCUUGACGUAUGGGAUCCGUUCGAAGGAUCAGGUUUGGCAAACGCACCCGGUAGAGACGUGGCAGCGUUCACAAACGCUAAAGUGGACUGGAGGGAGACACCUGAGGCGCACGUGUUCAAGGCGGACUUGCCUGGGUUAAAGAAAGAAGAGGUGAAGGUGGAGGUUGAAGAUGGGAACGUACUUCAGAUAAGCGGAGAGAGAAGGAGCGAGAACGAAGAAAAGAGUGACAAGUGGCACCGUGUGGAGAGGUCUAGUGGUAAGUUCAUGAGGAGGUUUAGGCUGCCGGAGAAUGCGAAGAUGGAGGAAGUUAAGGCUUGUAUGGAGAAUGGUGUUUUAUCGGUUAUGGUCCCGAAAAUUCCUGAGAGGAAGCCUGAGGUCAAGUCUAUUGACAUCUCUGGCUAAAGGGAAUGGUCAAGAUGGAAAGUUGAAGACAUAAAUGCGUUGUUGUGUAAUAAAAUGAUGUGCAAGUUUUCUUUCUCCUGUAAUGAUGAACCGCGUUGUAUCAAAGUUAGUGAAUAUUAAUAAAAGAGUAGU